This is a messenger RNA of Anthonomus grandis grandis, 435 nucleotides long. RefSeq lists its product as uncharacterized. The record is from RefSeq and is a predicted model, not a curated record. Lineage: Eukaryota; Metazoa; Arthropoda; Insecta; Coleoptera; Curculionidae. The coding region runs from base 1 to 435 and encodes 144 amino acids. The transcript has 2 exons.
AUGGAAAUAUCAAAUGUUGCUAAUGUUUUGGGUCAUUCAGAAACCGUUAUUAAUCCCAUCAUAGCAUCAGAGGAUGCCCCUGGAAAUAUAAACACCUCAGCUUCUUCCCCAGCAGUAUCUGAAGUUAUAAAAUGUGAUCUGGUGGCAGAAAAGACAAAAGGGCUUUGCAACACUUUUGCUGACACUAAUUUACCAUCGACGUCAGACACCCAACGCAUUCUUCGCCCUAAAAAUCUGAAUGCGAACCUUUAUGAAGAUCCGCACUCUCCUAUGGGAGUGGUAGAAUUUGAAGAAGGUAGUUCAGGUGAGUAUAAUCCUACUGACGAUGAAGACAACCAUGAUGAUGAGCACAACAAUGUAUCUACUACAACUAAACAAAAGAGCAGGUGGAAAAAAUCAUACCCUGAUCAGUGGAAAAAAGCCAUAAAUAAAUAG